AUGGCUUCCUCACAGACUGCACGUUCGAGUGUCAAACCCCCCAAUUCGCAAUCCGACACGACACCCAACUUCGCCGACCCGAACUUCGACCCCGCCGAAUUCCUCAAUGAAUCUCUCUCGCCGUUAACUGUCGCAUCCUUACAACCGAAUGCCUCGCGAGCGCCGGGCUCCGUGCCUCUGACCGAACUAUCUGCGCAAGUCCAGACACUGCUCUCGCAAAUCAGCGCACAGAAUGUGCGCCUCUCCAGUACGCUUUCCCAGCUCAGCGAUGAAAUACUCCGAAGUGGUGGACGGUUGGCAUACGAGGUAGAAGUUCUCCGUGGAGAGACCAUUGGGCUGUCGGAGACCCUGACAGAAGUCCUGCGGGACGACAUCUCCAAGUUUGUGCCAGAGUCCACAGAUGAUGCCUCCGCUGGUCGGAAGGUAGAGCUCGCGCCAGAGGCGACCGAGGAGUCUCAGCCCGAGUCUACGAAAACAGAAGAGAAGUCUGCAGGAGAAGGAAAGGGAAUCGCUGCACCGAUCGAUCCCGAAUACAUUUCCAAACUCCGUACACUCAACAAGGUCCGAUCAAGGCUCGAGGAUGUUGUCCAGGCCUUUGGCGAUGCGAUGGAAUGGCCUCUACCACCGUCCGAGAUCUCCUUCUCUUCGUCCUUUAUCUCCGUCUCCGGCCCUGAAAUGAGCGCCGAUGGCCAUGAUCAAGAACAGAAGGGCCAGGAAACCAUGAAGAAGCUACGGACACAGAUCAACGAGUUGCUGGACAGUGACGGCGGUGGGCGUGCCGGAUUGGAAGCAGCCACCCGCCGCGUCGAGGCUCUGCGGAUAUUGGCGACGGUCUGGAAGGGGUCGGCCGAGGAGAAAGCGCGCCAUCGGUUUGUUGAUACUCUGGAGAGGAUUGUGGACGAGCGGCGGCGUAUCCUGGACCACCAGCAGGCCACGGCCGGCCAGAGCAUGCGCGGCCCCAGGUCGCGGUCGGAGCAGCGACGUGACAGCGACAGUGGGGCGCCUGGGGGUGGCUUGUUCCGCAACUUACAGCGCCUGCGGGAGGAGAUCUAUUUGGAGUAG
Messenger RNA from Penicillium argentinense, 1062 nucleotides. RefSeq lists its product as uncharacterized. Bases 1 to 1062 code for a protein of 353 amino acids. The transcript has a single exon. The record is from RefSeq and is a predicted model, not a curated record. Lineage: Eukaryota; Fungi; Ascomycota; Eurotiomycetes; Eurotiales; Aspergillaceae.